Messenger RNA from Ceratotherium simum simum (southern white rhinoceros), 930 nucleotides. The record is from RefSeq and is a predicted model, not a curated record. NCBI's taxonomy places the organism in Eukaryota, Metazoa, Chordata, Mammalia, Perissodactyla, Rhinocerotidae.
AUGAUUCCGCCGGGGGAGUGCAUGUAUGCUGGGAGGAAAAGAAGGAAGCCCAUUCAGAAACAGAGGCCUGCUGUGGGGGCCGAGAAAUCGAACCCUUCCAAGCGGCACCGGGACCGCCUCAACGCCGAGCUGGACCACCUAGCCAGCCUGCUGCCAUUUCCACCCGACAUCAUCUCCAAGCUGGACAAGCUUUCGGUCUUACGUCUCAGCGUUAGUUACCUCAGAGUGAAGAGCUUCUUCCAAGCCCUGCAGGAGAAGUGCCCGCGGCAGUCAGCGGCCAGUGCCCCCGCACCAGGAGACAGCGGUCUGCGCGGAGGGUCCGCAGUGCUGGAGGGAAGGCUGCUGCUGGAGUCCCUCCAUGGCUUUGCUCUGGUCGUGAGUGCAGAAGGCAUGAUAUUUUAUGCAUCAGCGACCAUCGUGGACUAUUUGGGCUUCCACCAGACGGACGUGAUGCACCAGAACAUCUACGACUACAUCCACGUGGACGACCGCCAGGACUUCUGCCGGCAGCUGCACUGGGCCAUGGACCCUCCCCAGGUGGUGUGUGGGCAGCCCCCACACUCGGAGACAGGAGAGGACGCCGUCCUGGGGAGGCUGCUCAGGGCCCAGGAUGGGGGUGCCGGCUCGCCCACCGAGUACUCAGCCUUCCUGACGCGCUGCUUCGUCUGCCGUGUGCGCUGCCUGCUGGACAGCACCUCGGGCUUCCUGACGAUGCAGUUUCAAGGAAAACUACAAUUCCUGUUUGGACAGAAGAGGAAGGCGCCGUCAGGGACCAUCCUGCCCCCUCGGCUCUCACUCUUCUGCAUCGUGGUACCUGUUCUCCUACCUUCCAUGGCAGAGAUGAAAAUGAAGAGUGCGUUUUUGAGGGCGAAGCACAGGGUGGACAUCUCGACUACGACGGACACAAAGGCAAAAGCUACCACGAGUCUG